Messenger RNA from Syzygium oleosum, 684 nucleotides. RefSeq names its product abscisic stress-ripening protein 3-like. The transcript is spliced from 2 exons. The record is from RefSeq and is a predicted model, not a curated record. NCBI's taxonomy places the organism in Eukaryota, Viridiplantae, Streptophyta, Magnoliopsida, Myrtales, Myrtaceae. Bases 100 to 435 code for a protein of 111 amino acids.
UCUCAAACGAUGUCACAACACAUACCAUACCCUUCAGCUGUCAUCCUUUACCUGAUUCAUUGUCAAUUCUAGCAUCCCCCAAAGAAACAACCACCAACCAUGGCCGAAGGACACCGCCACCACCACUUCCACCACCAGAAGGAUCCCGCCGUCCCAGAGCCUGAGGUCGAUUACAGGAAGAAGGAGAAGCACCACAAGCACCUCCAGCAACUCGGUGAACUCGGUGCCGUCACUGCCGGCGCUUUUGCCUUGCAUGAGAAGCAUGAGGCCAAGAAGCACCCAGAGCAGGCCCACAGGCACAAGAUAAAGGAGGAAAUAGCCGCUGCUGCCGCCGUAGGGGCCGGUGGGUUCGCCUUUCAUGAGCACCACCAGAAGAAGGCGGCCAAGAAAGAAUAUGAAAAGUCUCAUGGCAAGAAGCACCACCAUCACUUCUAAACCAUGGAGGAUCUCCGCGUCUCUCUCUUCUUACUAUGUGUCUUAUUUAUUUAAUUUCAUUUCUCUAACCAAGUACGCUUCAAGCUCAGAGACCGCCCUCAAUAGUUCCUGUACUUUGCAGAGGGUGGUUCUUGAAUCUUGAAGCUGCUGCUGUGAAUGCUUCCUGAGAGAGUGAGCCUGUGUGUUUGGGCUUUGUCUUGUACCGGUUGUAUCUUGGGUGUCUAAUAAAAUUAUCCUAUGAUGAUCUCA